Messenger RNA from Nicotiana tabacum (common tobacco), 1149 nucleotides. RefSeq lists its product as uncharacterized. Lineage: Eukaryota; Viridiplantae; Streptophyta; Magnoliopsida; Solanales; Solanaceae. Gene Ontology annotation, biological process: cytokinin biosynthetic process. The record is from RefSeq and is a predicted model, not a curated record.
UUAAGAGUAUAUAGCAUAUAGGCUGUGCACAACUUCUCUUCUGCAUAUUGCAUUCAAAGCGCGCAGCUGAGGCACGUUCAGAAUACAGAGAGAAGUAAAGAUAUGCAUUUUCGAACCUAAGUGAUAGAGCAAACCAAAUACUGUCCUUUGGUAUUUACUCAAGGGUCGUAUUUUGUGCCUUUUGUAAAAAAAAUCAAGUUUCUCUAUCAUCUUUGACAGCUUCUACCUGUCCCUCUGUCAAUGUAAAGUUAUGGCGAUGUACAUAUCCAGGUGGUGAAAUUUAAUCCAAGAUUUUCAAAACAAAUAAAGGAGAAUAUAGAGAAAUAAAUAUCGGGUUUUGGGGUUGCUUUCAGAAGUACUAUAAGUUUGGGCAUAUUUGUUCUUUGUGCGUGAGAGAGCUGUAUUGGUCCAGAGCAGAAAAGAAACGCAUAUAGGUGUUUUGAUUCAGCUUUCUUUUGCCUAUUAACAUAUAACCAAACUCCACUUUUCUGUCUUUUACAUCAUUUCAAUAUUAAUUCUGCUCUUUUAGAGUGGCGUAUAAUGAAGCCAGCUUCUCAAACUUUUAAUGAGGAGGAAGAAUGUCACAGCAGUGAAUCUGGCUGGACAAUGUACAUUGGAUCUCCUUCGAAUGGUACUGAAGAUGAUAAGCUGAACGUAGUGGAUUUUGUGGAAGAAGAUGAUGUAAGAGAUCAAAAGAAUGAAAGAAAUCAAGAAGAAGAAGAUGAUGACACUGAUGAUUCUAUGGCGUCUGAUGCCUCUUCUGGUCCAAGUCAUAUCUUUGUUAGAAAUGCAAAGAUUACUACUGGUGCUCGUUAUGUGAAUCCAAAGGAAAAGGGUAAUAAUGGAAAAGGUUGCUCUAACAACAAAGCCAACACAAAGAAUGGUAUUAAGAAUCAAGACAAGGGAGAGUCUGUGUUUUCUGCAAAAGGAGCUAAAGUUCCCUCCAAUGGUGGAAAGGUAAGGAAAAGUAUUUGGAAGGGCAAAGGAAAAUAAUACUGUAAAAAUUACUAGCGUACUAUAUUUCCUCUCUUGUUAUGUUACUACUAUUAAUUUAUAUCUCUUGUGUUAGUAAUUAUUAGUGCAUGUUAAACUUUGACUAAGGAUGUUUUGCGAUUAGAAAUGAAUCAAUUUUUUGUUCGAGACAAAAAA